Venustampulla echinocandica is the source of this 1038-nucleotide messenger RNA. RefSeq lists its product as uncharacterized. The record is from RefSeq and is a predicted model, not a curated record. NCBI's taxonomy places the organism in Eukaryota, Fungi, Ascomycota, Leotiomycetes, Helotiales, Pleuroascaceae. The transcript has a single exon. The coding region runs from base 1 to 1038 and encodes 345 amino acids.
AUGUCUCAACCAGCGACGAAAGAGCGUCACAGUUAUUGCUCAGAACACGAGUGUCAAUCUUUAGAAAGUCAAGCAAAAACGAGCAAAGCAAAGCGGUUCAAACUCUCCAAUUAUAAACCUUCUUCAGAUGAAGAUUUAAGAAGUCUCCCAGACGCCCAUACAUACCCAUACCCAUAUAACAAUCUCUCCCCUCCCAUAACCACCAACUUCCCACCGGUAUCUGCAACAAUGCCUCUCCAAAUCCAACCUAUUACUCCCCGUCGAGGAGAUAUCGACCAAAUUCAACCUAUCGUUCUCACUCCUGGGCAACGCGCAGUCCACGGAGGUCCAACUCCCGAAUUGAACCGUUUCCCACGCCACGUCUUCCCGCAGCUCAGGUCGCUCACCAAGCAGCGUUCCCGGAAGCUUCCUCUGGGCCUAGAGCCUCUCCCAAAAGAUUACGAGUAUGUCGUUCGUCCGGAGCGAUCCUUUGGAAACAACCAUCUCCGCCAUGGUCCCACUCCUCGCCUCCCACCGUCCCCAUGGGGUGGCCCAAAGAAAGAAUACCCGACGGCCUAUUACGUUAGGCAAAUGGAGAUGGCCCGGCCCACGGUCGGGCCUGACCCAUUUUACAAGGAGCCGCUGCCGCCAAAGGUAGCACCAUUCCAGGUGUUCGUGAUGUGUAUCUGGGGGUGUUUGGCCCAGUGGUUGAACACUGCGGCGGUGAUGGGGGUGCUGUCAAGGGGGAGGAGGUUGUCAGAGGGUGUGGCGGCGGUCCUGUUGUCAUGGGGCAAGGCCCUGUUGAAAGUUGUUCUGUUGUUUUUUUGGUUGGUGGUGGUAUUUCCUGCCAAAGUGGCAACGAGAGUGCUCAAAGCCUAUAGUUUUGAGGUGGAGUUUCUAUUUUUGGCAAUUAUGGUUGCGAGUUGGUUCUCCGGCCGGGCUGGCCCGGCUGGAGGGGAGGGGGAGAUGGAGAUAGGCGGGGACAAACCGCUGUAUAUUUUGCGGGUUCCGAGUGGGGGAGGGGGGUCAAGUGGCUGCCGGGUCUACCGGUGCGCUUGA